Messenger RNA from Lethenteron reissneri (Far Eastern brook lamprey), 3803 nucleotides. RefSeq names its product neprilysin-like. The record is from RefSeq and is a predicted model, not a curated record. Gene Ontology annotation, molecular function: metalloendopeptidase activity. Gene Ontology annotation, biological process: protein processing. Gene Ontology annotation, cellular component: plasma membrane. Lineage: Eukaryota; Metazoa; Chordata; Hyperoartia; Petromyzontiformes; Petromyzontidae.
CGUCAACGGACGCAGCUACUCUGGCCGGUGCGCUGAGCUGACAUGCAGAUUUCGGAGAGUGAGGCCAACAUUGUGGACAAACCGUCGAGGCCUCGAUGGACCGUCCUGGAGAUCGGCUUGACCGUGACAACGGCUGUGCUGGCCGUCGCCCUCGUCGUUUUCAUUACCCUCUUCGGGACCAGGAAAGAUCCUGUGACACCAUGCACAUCAGCAGACUGUGCAAUAGCAGCCACACGUUUGCUGGAGGGCAUGAACCCUGCGGCUGACCCGUGUGAUGAUUUCUACGAGUUCGCUUGUGGAGGAUGGCCAAAGAAGCAAGUCAUUCCAGAAGACAGUGGCUAUUAUGGAACCUUUCACGUUCUGGACGAUCAUCUGGAAAUUGUCCUGAAAAGGCUGCUGGAGGAGGUCGCCGGCAGCGGGGACAGAGACGCGAUGACGAAGGCCAAGCAGCUCUACCUGUCCUGCAUGGACGAGGAAGCUAUUGAGGAAAGAGAUUCCGAGCCGCUGCUGUGGCUCUUGGAGGAUGUGCUCGAGUGGCCCGUUGCCACCGUCGAUUGGAAUUCCACCUACGGCAGCCAGUGGAGGCUCGAGGAGGUUCUUGCUCUCAUGACGUCACGUUACGGCAAUCGGGUGAUCGUCGACAUCGGCAUCGCGAGCGACGUUAAUGACUCCAAGUCCUCCUCUAUCUACAUCGACCAGCCCUCGCUGGGCCUCCCUACCCGGGACUUUUACUUUGACAACGGCUACUACAGCCAGGUACGUGACACGUAUCUCAGGGCUAUGAUUGCUGUGGCGACGAUAAUCAGAGCGGACAAGAAUAUCACGGACGAUAUUGACUUCGUUCAAGAGCAAAUGGAAGGCGCCUUUCGGCUGGAGAUGGAAAUAGCGGAGGCCAUAACUCCAGCAGAGAACAGAACGGACGUCACGAAACUUUUCAACCGGAUGACCUUAAUGCAGCUGCAGCAAGAGUUUCCUCUUAAUGGUUUCAACUGGACAUUCUUCAUUAACGAGGUUAUGAAGACGGUUGACAUUGAAGUGGAGGCGAGUGAGGAAAUUUUGGUGUCGGCUCCUGAAUAUUUGGAGCAGUUGUCUGACAUCCUGACCAGGCAUCCACCCAGGUCUGUGCACAACUACGUGGUGUGGAUGCUCAUUACGGAGGUGAUCCGCAGCCUCAGUCACAAAUACCAGGAGGCCAUCGCCGAGACCCAAAAGAUGCUGUACGGAGUGUUGCUGGCCAGGGCUCGCUGGCGUCACUGUGUCGACUACGUGAACACGGCCCUCCCGAGCGCCGUGGGGGCGCUGUACGUGCUCGACGCCUUCCCAAGACACGGCAAGACAAAGGUGGAGAUGAUGAUCGAGAGGCUGCGGGAAGCCUUCAUUCGCACGCUCGACGAGAUGACGUGGAUGGACGAUCGGACACGAGCGAGGGCGCGCGAAAAGGCGUUGGCCAUCACCACUCAGAUGGGGUACGCGGAUUACAUUGUGGACGAAAACAACCCCAGGCUUGACGAAGAGUACGCAGACUUGAACUACGAUGAAGACGUGUAUUUUGAAAACACCCUUCAAGAUUUAGAAUUCGCAGUGAAAAACGAAUUAAAAAGGCUCCGACGAACAACCAGCAAGCAAGAGUGGGACAUUGGCGCUGCAACAAUAAAUGCCUUUUACGACCCGAGCAAAAACCAGAUCGUGUUCCCUGCGGGGAUCCUGCAACCGCCCUUCUUCGGCCUGGGCCAGGCCAUGUCCUUGAACUUUGGAGGCAUCGGCAUGGUGAUCGGGCACGAGAUAACCCACGGCUUCGACAACUUCGGCCGUAAGUUCGACAAGGAGGGCAACCUCGUAGACUGGUGGACCGCCGAGUCUGAUGAGGGCUUUGACUCGAGAUCCAGGUGUCUGGUCAGUCAGUACAGCAGCUACACGUGGGACCUGGCUUCUGGACAAAAUCUCAGCGGAGUGAAGACCCUGGGAGAAAACAUUGCGGACAACGGCGGCGUUCGCCAUGCCUACUGGGCAUACAGACGCUGGGUCGAGGAGCACGGGGAAGAGGCGCGCCUCCCCGGCCUCGCGCUGAAUCACAAGCAGCUCUUCUUCCUCAACUUCGCCCAGGUCUGGUGUGGUUUGCAUCGGCCAGAGUUUGCGAGCAGCAUGAUAAAGGCAGAUGUCCACAGUCCGGGCUUGUUCAGAGUCAUUGGGACCUUGCAAAACUUUCAGGAAUUUUCCGACGCCUUUCAGUGCAAGCACGGCGAUUACAUGCACCCAGCUCAAAAAUGCCGCGUUUGGUGACAAGGCAAGAUAAAGAUGACCUGUAUAGCCUCAACAGACUUUUGGGGGAAACGCUAUUGGCGGGCACCUAUGAAGGCCAGCAUCGGCACACGAGGGGGUGGGUAGCCAGCACUGCACCCGGUGGCGAUGUUUACACACCGCACUGGGUACUCAUUUGUGGCUGAGUCGACCUAGGGUAGGCCCAAGACCAGUUCACAUAAUUUCCACAUGUAUUGCUUUUUUGGUCGUGAGCUGGAAUCGAACUCGGGUCGCUGGGUUCGUAGUGCAGUGCGUUAACCACUGUGGGAUUAGUGGUCUGGUGACCAGACCCCCCCCCACACACACACACACACCCACACACUGUGUAAAAAUAAAACAAAUACUUGUUUUAUUUUGCAAUGAUUGAGCAAGAUGUUGUUUUCGUGUAUGUGUCAGUAUCUUUCCAGACUUACUUUCCUUUAAACGUUGUCACAUCCAGCAAACAACUUGAGACUGUGGAACAGUAACUGCACAUUCCCGGGAAUUUGAAAAAAAAAUGUAUAUUAUGUGCCCAACGUUUGCUUAAGUUAUUGUCGAACACCUGCUACUCCGAUUGUAUAUACAAUACAUAUAUAUGUACCAGCAAUGAUGUACGAUCCUCACCCUUUAGAUCUCGUUAAUAAUAAUAAUAGCAAAGAUAAUAAAAACUCCAGUGCCUUUUAACAAAGUUAAAGUUGGUUCCUGUUCAGGUGACAUAGGGCGACUCUCGUACGAAUAUGUAAACGGUCAGGAACAGAUUUCAAAUGCAAUGGUGUGAUCCAUGAGAACAGGUUUUUUUUUUCGGUCGCGAAAGGCCUACGUGUUAAGCAAUGGUGUGACUUCACGGGAAAGCUAGACUAUGGUACGGGCUCGUUUUGCUUGCGCGCCAUAUGCACACACCCUCUGUCUUAUUACCAUCGGUGUGUCCACGCAUCGUUACAUUGCUCCAUGGGAAACGUCUGUGUCCUGCAUACUUGUAUGUACUGCUUUGAAUGUGUAGUCUUGCAACGUGAGCAAGAGGGCGAGCGAACUUAUGUAUAUGGCUAACUUUGUUGUCCUUCCCAAGUGCCUCCGAUUAGAUCGCGUGUAUGUGUGUAUGUUUAACUUCUUUCACACCGUACGUAAGCAACCGCGCUAAUCAGAGAUGCAGGGGAAGGACAACAAACUAAACACGAAAAGCAGUUGUAAAGGAAUGAGUUUCAAUUCCAGAUUUUAAAGUGCAUAGCUCCAGUGACAUCCUACUAUUGGUUGGCUACGUAUGGUGUGAAAGAAGUUCAACACACAUAUAUAACUCUUUCUUGGGAGCAUAUGUAGUUGUUGCCGUACAUUAUAUUUUCAUACUCGAUUUUGUAAAUGUAAACCAAGACAAAUUUAACACGAGGAUUUCACCGCAAGCAUCUCGGGAUUACGGUGUGACUAACCAUGAAAGCGUUUCAAAAGAGAAAAAUAGAUGGCAUUAAAAGUAUAAAAAAUAAUCGCGCCUGCUCGUGUCAGUCUGUUAGCCCUGAGCAUUCCCGGCAAUAUGU